Messenger RNA from Racocetra fulgida, 726 nucleotides. Lineage: Eukaryota; Fungi; Glomeromycota; Glomeromycetes; Diversisporales; Gigasporaceae. The record is from the annotation of a GenBank genome assembly.
AUGCAGCCUUCACCAUCUCCUUCCGGUCAAUCAUUUCAACAACCUCAUAAACAACAGUUACAAAAUUCUUCUACGUUUGAACCAAUUUCUUUUAAUGCAAUAAAAAGAUUACAAAAAGAAUUAGAAGAAUUAAAUACAAUGAAUUUAAUAACAACUAAUAUUCAGCUUCAUAAUAACCUUAGUUUACGGAUAACUGUAGUUCGAAAAGAAAUGAAAGAAGAAGAAGAACGACUUAAAAAACUCAAAAGGUAUGCACAUAACAAACAAAAAUCUGAAAUGAAAAAACUUUGGGCACUUGAAGAUGAUAAUCGUGGUGAAGAGGUCAAACCUCUGUGGGUUAUUCUUGUAGACGGAGGUCCUGAUGAAAACCCCCAUCAUUUAAAAAACAUUAAUCAGUAUUGUAAGCUAUUUCGUUAUUUAGAUUUGGAUUAUAUGACAAUUAGAACAUACACACCUGGUCAGUCAUCGUAUAAUCCCGUAAAGAGAAGUAUGGUGACGCUUUCAGGAAAGCUUGCUGGAGUUAUACUAAAAAUUAAUCAUUUUGGAGAAUAUCUAAACUCACAAGGAGAAGUAUGUGAUUAUGAAUUGGGUCUUCUUAACUUUCAUUAUGCUGCUGAGGAUCAUUCAAGACGGUGCUGUAAAAAAUGUAGAAAAUACUUCCCUACAACUACUAUGCUUGUAAGACAUAAAAAAACUAUUCAACCCAAUUUAAGAAAUCGGUGUUGA